Molecule: messenger RNA, 1962 nt
Organism: Aspergillus fumigatus Af293
Lineage: Eukaryota; Fungi; Ascomycota; Eurotiomycetes; Eurotiales; Aspergillaceae
Source: RefSeq, a predicted model, not a curated record
AUGCAAUCACUCGUCCUUCCCCCUUCAGCCCUCACCAGCACACAAUUUGGACAUCCAAGGUUCAGUUCAGCCUCCGAACGGCUUGCUCUUAAGUACACGCUACCGACAAAUGCUCGUCUGUGCAAUUCCCGGGAUCUUCCACCCGUCCACCCUAUGUCCAGCUCGGUCCCGGCAGAAGACCCGCUGGAGACUACUCGACACGUCAAACCGCCCCCUCAUACAACAGGACUGCCGACAGUUACGGCUGUGCCAGUGACCGCCCCCGCGGUGACACCGGCGUCUGUCUCAGAGACGGCUCUGGCGUCGGGAUCUUCAGGCCCCGCGGCAGGCCAUACUUCAGCAUUCCAACAAUAUGUGGCCCGGACCGCUGGAGAAGAGAUGCGACCACCGUUCAUCUUCAAUAAAACUGUCCCUGGUUUCCAAGCACCAUUGGGGACCACUGAACAACGAGAAGCACAAGAGUCCUCGACGGCGUUUCCAUCCUCGAGUCGUGGAACCUCGCCAACUGGCACAACCACUAGAGCGCUGCUGCCAAAAGGGACGAGACGCACUAAAGCUCACGUCGCAUCCGCGUGUGUUAAUUGCAAGAAGAAGCAUCUAGGGUGCGAUCCUGCCCGACCUUGUCGCAGGUGCGUCUUGUCGGGAAAGGAGGUAAGCCAAUCUAUCUUAGUCCACCUGAGUUGCAGUUCGUUGCUAAGAGGAAGACCGCCACUGAAGGCUGAGGAUGCGUCUCUCAGGACGUACACAACACAGGCAGAAAAUGCGGUGACAUCUGGAGAGCAGCAGCCUCCUCUAGCCAGACGCACUCAUACACAUAAGUCCACCGGCUCUCGCGAAAUUCGACCUGUGACAGACCUCCAGAUACCUGGUACACCACACGGGACAGUCGGGUUUAGGGCUGCGCCAGGUCACCCUCACAGGUGGUCGACUUCUGUAUUUCCCCAGGCGGUGGAUCCUUCAAUAUCGAUGCAGUCAAACCUUGGGCAUAGGCGAUUUUCUUCUUCUGGUUCCAUACCACAGAUGACAGCCGCGACACAGUCGGGAAUCAUGCCUCUCACAAGUGGUUUCAGUCCUGUGCUCAAUCUCGGUGGCUCGCAAAUGGGCGCACGACGGGCUUUUUCUUCGUAUACUCACCAGGGAUUACCUCCUACCACAUCUCCCCCGCAGUAUCAGCAACCAUUCGGUGUGCCUAUGCCGCCAUACACCGUGAGUCCGAGAAUGGUGAGCCGGUUGCCGCCGGGCGACACUCGCGAAGCAUACCCGGAAUCUCCAGUCCGAUUGCCCCCCAUUUUCCCUCCAGCGAUGCCGCACUCCCGUCCCGCACCACAGGCACAUCGGUUGAGCGAUCCUUACCCAGCGGUGUGGUCCCCUCGGCUCCGUGAGGAGCUGAUGCAGCCACAGCCACAGCAGCAGACUAGGGGUUCGUCGCCGCACAGUUUGAUGGAGCCAACUUCUUCUGCCGCGCAAACGCGUCACGCAGCACUCGAACACGGCCACGGAGAAGUAGCUCCGCAUCAAUCAAAUUCAAUUAUACAAGGAGCACAAACUCUUUCAGUGCAGUCGUCUCCAGCUCGUCCUCGGGACGAACAACCAGCUGGGGGACCCGAAACAGACGAACCCAGGCCCGCGAAGAGGCGAAAGAUGGCCUUGGAUGAUAUGCCUUGCGCAGCUCACACCAUCUGCGGACUCACUAUUUCCUUUGUUCUUGAUAUCCCUGGAUUCGCAUGUGCUCCAGCAACCCCAGCUGUGGCAUUUUCACAUCUACCACUCGGAUUUCUCAGCCUGGUCUAUACGCUAUACAUUGGCCGUUGCGUAUUUUACGAUCACCCUCAUCUUCCAUUCUUUCCGUUACAUCAAGGUCAAAGGUUCAUCACUGGCGUUUUGUCUCCUUUGUAUUCUCGGAGUUCUCACGGGGUCACGCCAUUCGCAUUACUAUGUUCGAUCAUCCACACUGCUGCAUAA